AUGACCACUCUUCUGAAGAAGCCACUGAAGCUUGCGUUGGUGCAACUUGCAUCGGGCGCGGACAAGGCCGCUAACCUCUCCCACGCGCGCAACAAAGUCCUGGAGGCAGCCAAGGCGGGCGCUCGUCUCAUCACCCUUGACCCCUCUCCGCCAACGAAAGAACAAUCGCCAUCCUUCCACGCUCUUUCCGCCAUCGCCGCUGAAGCCAACGCGUACUUGAUUGGCGGCAGCAUUCCAGAGCUGGAGACCUCAACCAAGAAAUUCUAUAAUACUUCGCUAGUUUUCUCGCCCACCGGGUCGCUGAUCGGGACGCACCGCAAGACCCAUCUCUUUGACAUCGAUAUCCCGGGGAAGAUCCAAUUCAAAGAGAGCGAAGUGCUAUCACCUGGGAAUCAAUUAACCGUGAUCGACCUACCGGAGUAUGGCAAGAUCGGCCUGGCGAUAUGCUACGAUAUUCGGUUCCCAGAGGCUGCCAUGAUCGCCGCCCGCAAGGGCGCGUUCCUCCUGGUGUACCCUGGCGCUUUCAACACGACCACUGGGCCGUUGCACUGGUCGCUUCUUGGGAGGGCUCGUGCCGUGGAUAACCAGUCAUAUGUGGCGCUUUGCUCUCCUGCUCGGGACCCGGAGGCGGGCUACCAGGCAUACGGACAUACUCUGAUUGCGGAUCCAAGCGCAAACAUCUUGGGCGAGGCGCAGGAGUCGGAGACUAUCAUCUAUGCAGACUUGGAUAACGAGACUAUCACGAGUGUCCGGAAGAACAUCCCUAUCUAUACUCAGCGUCGCUUUGAUUUGUACCCUGAUGUCAGUGGGGAGGCUUCGAAAUAG
Penicillium chermesinum is the source of this 825-nucleotide messenger RNA. RefSeq names its product carbon-nitrogen hydrolase family protein. NCBI's taxonomy places the organism in Eukaryota, Fungi, Ascomycota, Eurotiomycetes, Eurotiales, Aspergillaceae. Gene Ontology annotation, molecular function: omega-amidase activity. Gene Ontology annotation, cellular component: mitochondrion. The record is from RefSeq and is a predicted model, not a curated record. Gene Ontology annotation, biological process: oxaloacetate metabolic process; L-glutamine metabolic process. The transcript is spliced from 3 exons. The coding region runs from base 1 to 825 and encodes 274 amino acids.